This is a messenger RNA of Rhopilema esculentum, 664 nucleotides long. RefSeq lists its product as uncharacterized. The record is from RefSeq and is a predicted model, not a curated record. Lineage: Eukaryota; Metazoa; Cnidaria; Scyphozoa; Rhizostomeae; Rhizostomatidae.
UUAAAGGUCAAAACACUCGUAUUACAAGACAGAUAUCGUCUAUAAAAUGACAAGGACAUGCAUUAAAGUUCACUUUCUCUUGGUUGGCAUUCAAGACAGACAACCAACAGAAUGAAGUUGUUCGUGUUCCUUGCUCUGUUCGUCUGCCUCCUGGGCUACUCCAAAGCUGCUCCAGCAGAAGAGGACAAUGAAGUGUCAGCUGACGACGCGGUGAUGAACCCGAAAGUGGAACAAGCAAAUGAAGAGAGCGACGAGGAAGACCAAGGCGAUGAGCCAGAGGAAGAUGUCGAAGAAGGAGAGGUGGUUGAAGAAGAUCUCAGCGAGCCUGCAGAAUCAGACGGAAAAGCGGCUGACCCGUUUUUCUGGGGACAUAGAAGACGUUACCAUCACCAUAGAAAGUGCACUCGUAAAGUAGUAGUUGUCGUUAGACGUCCACGCAGACACCGAAGAAGGUACUACUUCAGAAGACGCAGGUCAUAUGUGAGAAGACGCAGAUCAUACGUGCGAAGACGCAGAUCCGGAAAGAAAUAAACAGCUGCUAUAGAUAGAAAGGACUUUUGUUAGAAAUAGUACAAGCAUUCAUAGAAUGUAUAUACUUUGAGUAGAUGGAGUUUGGAUGUAGAGAUAACUUCUAAAGAGCAAUUUCUUCUUCAAUGGAGAAGUA